This is a messenger RNA of Gossypium arboreum, 1854 nucleotides long. RefSeq lists its product as uncharacterized. The transcript is spliced from 3 exons. The record is from RefSeq and is a predicted model, not a curated record. Lineage: Eukaryota; Viridiplantae; Streptophyta; Magnoliopsida; Malvales; Malvaceae. The coding region runs from base 200 to 1642 and encodes 480 amino acids. Gene Ontology annotation, molecular function: rRNA (cytosine-N4-)-methyltransferase activity. Gene Ontology annotation, biological process: rRNA base methylation.
AGGUUUUAAACGGAAAGGCCGAAGGGAGGGAGACGGAAGGCUCAUCAUUCGAUUCUUCACCUCUGCUGGUUGUUUGUUGCUAUUACUACUUUUAGUUUUAUCCAUUGUCUGUAAUCCCUAAUCCAUGGCCUGGCCUUGACUGGGGACUGGACUGAACUUAGUCGCUCACUUUGUUGGAUAUCCGGUAGAUAAAUAAUCAAUGGCGGCCACUGCAAUUGCAAAUGCAAAGCACAUGAUGCUGAUGAUGUUGUCUGCUUCCAUUUCUCUUCCUCUAUCCUCACGCUCUACAUCGUUAUCAGCAAAGCGUCUCCUUUACAAUCAAUACCCCACAAGAUCGCAGACCCUCGUAAGAUCCGCUUGUACUAGUAUCACCACCGAUACAAGCAAGAAGAAGAAGAAAGAAAAGGGGCUAGCCAAAGAAAAGAGAAGAACCCGUUCGCUCAGGGGUGGGGAUGUUCACAUUUUAAAGGAGGAGGACGAUGAUUCUUCUUCUUCUUCUACAAUAAUGAUGCAGCAGUCCCAUAUCCCCGUUAUGUUGGGUGAAGUGCUUGAUGUCUUCUCUUCAAAUUUAAAGCCUCUGUCUUCUUUUGUCGAUUGUACUCUUGGAGCUGCUGGUCAUGCUUCUGCGGUCUCUUUCUUUCUUUUAGUAGUAGCUGUACUCUGUGUGUUUAUGAAUAUGAUAUUCUAUACAACGGUGGAAUUGUCUUGUAUUACUGAAAAUGGUUGUGCUUGUGGUUGUUGUUGUUCCCAGAUAAUCCAGUCCCACCCUGAACUCAAGCUUUUCAUUGGAAUGGAUGUGGAUCCACUUGCACUCCGUAUGGCUCGUUCUCGCAUCAAUGCUGCUAUUUCCCAUUCUCACCCUCAUCCUAACUUCCAAGCUCUCACUUUUGUCAAAAAUUUCAGACACAUUAGAUCCCUUCUCACCCAGGUUGACCACAUCUCUUCCGGAGUCGAUGGCAUCUUAAUGGACUUAGGAAUGUCAUCCAUGCAGGUCAACAAUCCUGCCCGAGGCUUCAGUGUGCUUGCUAAUGGACCCCUUGAUAUGCGCAUGGAUCCUCAGGCUAGUCUGAAAGCGGAAGAUAUAUUAAAUUCUUGGCCAGAUAGUGAAGUGGGUAGAAUCCUCCGGGAUUAUGGAGAAGAAAGGAAUUGGCGAUUGCUACAAAACAAGAUUGCUCAAGCUCGUCUUCAAGGUGGAUUGCAUUCCACUGGUGAAUUGGUUGAUGUUAUUCGGAGUACCACUCCUGGGACAAAAGGAGGUAGGCAAGGUUGGAUAAAGACUGCAACAAGAGUGUUUCAGGCUCUUAGAAUCGCUGUCAAUGAUGAACUCAAGACGCUGGAGGAUUCCCUGCACGCUUGUUUUGAUUGUCUUGCUCCUGAGGGUAGGCUUGCUGUCAUUUCUUUCCAUAGUUUAGAGGACAGAAUUGUGAAACAAGUAUUCCUUAAGAUCAUCGGUGAAGAAGGGAGGGAUUCCGUAAGGAAGAUCAAAGGCGGGGAGGAUGAAAAGGAAUUAUGGAUUAGACAGACGAUACAAGGUUGUAAUGGAACAAUACUUACCAAGAGGCCAAUAACACCAUCUGAAAAGGAAGAAGGUUUCAACCGUCGCAGCAGAAGUGCUAAGCUAAGGGUAAUUCAGAAGUUGUAGCUAUUUAGGUAACAGCUUAGGGAAGUUAUUCAUAGAUACACAACAAAUGCAUUAACAUCUCAUGUAGCUAUUUAGGUCCUUUCGACAUGUAAGCCUCUAAGUUAUACUGAACAUUUUUAUGUCAUUGGAAAAACCAAUUAAUCCUGGGUGAUUUGCCUGUGAGCAUACAAGUGAAGAAUGCCUACAAAUUUGAACAGAUUGCCUUAUGAGAA